AUGGGUUUCACAACUAAUGAACCAAGAUAUAAUGUAUUUGCACGUGAUCUAUUGGACAUAUCAGCAACUGGAACGAAUGACUAUUUAUCAUCUCCAAUAAGUGUGUUCUUGCUUUUAACAACACUUCUCGGUUCAGGAGGAUCCAAGGGUAAUACAAAAGUUCAGAUUGCUGAAGCCUUAGGACUUGAUGACGUCAAAGAAGAUCAAAAAUUUGCUUCACGAAUUUUCGCUUUACUAUAUCAUAAUUUGACAGACGAAAAAAUAGAAGGAAAACAAAUUGUUUCAAUAGGAAAUGGAAUGUUUUUGCAGAAUAAAACCAAUAUAAAACUGAAUUUCUUGACCAGGAUGAGUAAUAUAUUUUACAAUGAUGUAUUAAACGUAGAUUUUGCCAAAGUGGAAGAUGCUAGAAAAAAUAUUAAUGAAUGGGUUAGUAACAAAACAUGCCGAUUGAUUCCCACUGUUUUGGAGAAACCACUACCAGCGACUACUGUUCUUGCUUUAAUCAAUACCUUACACUUUAAAGGAAAAUGGAAAAAACCGUUUUCCAACUAUUCGACUACAGAAGGUAAAUUUAAGCCCAACAAUCAAUCCAUAAUAAAAAUACCGAUGAUGCACAUUACCGACAGCAUUGAUUAUGGUACAUUCCCAAAAUACAAAAUUCAUAUGAUUAGUAAAUCAUUCAUGAAUUCACGAUUUUCGUUUGUUGUGAUAUUGCCAACUGAACCCGGAAAACUCAAAUAUGUCGAUAAAGUGUUACGUGGUGACAUCAAACUGCCUCAUUUAGUGAGUAGACUUGAAAGUAAACAAGUUGCUUUAUCUUUACCAAGAUUUCGAUUGGAUUUCUCAAUUGAUCUUAUUGAAACGUUGAAAACCAUGUAUAUCACUGAUUUGUUUGACUCUAAUGCAGCAAAUCUUGGAGGAAUUACGAAUGCCAAAAUACAUGUACAAGUUCUUCAACAAAGUGUUGCUUUAAAAGUAAAUGAAGAUGGUGUGGAAGCAGCAGCUGCUACAGUAAUGGGUAUUGGUUUCAGAAGCGCUAGACCUCCCCCUAGUGUUCGUUUUGACGUUAAUGAAUCAUUUGUUUGUUAUGUUUAUGAUAAAAUACUGAAAACUAGUUUGUUUGCCGGUCGCAUAAUUAAACCCAUACCUUUAACGAACAAUAAAUAA
Molecule: messenger RNA, 1167 nt
Organism: Schistosoma intercalatum
Lineage: Eukaryota; Metazoa; Platyhelminthes; Trematoda; Strigeidida; Schistosomatidae
Source: the annotation of a GenBank genome assembly